AUGUCAUCCAGUACUCCUCGAAAAGAAUCACUGUCUCACUCCGAGGUACAUCUCCAAUUCGGAGUUUGGGAAAUCAGUAAAAACCUCUCAACCAAGGUCCGACAACAAGAAGAUCCACUCGGUGGUUUUACAACCGAACGUCACGAGGUCUAUGAAGCUAUAAGAGUUGAUCAGCCAUCAAACGCACCGGAUAUCAUCAAGAUCAAAAGCCAAAUUGAGUAUUGGACUACUCGCGAUUAUUCCGAGCAUAGCGACGAGAUAAAUCGCGAGAUUUAUAAUCUAUCCCAAUUACAAGAUUGCAAAUGCACGCCUAAACUUCUUGGAUAUGCCAUUAAAACACAAGGUCCGGACGACGAAUUACCAGGAGGCUACGUGGCAUAUAUCGUUAUGCAGAAAGUCCCCGGCGAGACGCUGAAUGACUUUGACAACCGCACAGAGGCGGAGAAGAACCGCAUCCGAGUUGCAUUGAUAGCAGCUUUAUGGGAAUUCUCUUCCCACUAUUUUACCCACUGGGACCCACGAAAGGAAAACAUUAUAUGGGAUCCCACCAGCGGCCAAUGUUUUAUCGUGGACCUCGAGGACGCUGAGCAACAUACAAAUCGAACCAAGGACGAUGUAUGCCUUGACGCCUUUGAACAAUUAGAGUACUGGGGCCUGAUUGAGGGUCAUUACGACAGCAUACUCUUUUUCCAAAAGGAUGAACUGCUAGAAAGCUUGAAAGCCCGACUUAGCAAUCAGUAA
Molecule: messenger RNA, 741 nt
Organism: Aspergillus melleus
Lineage: Eukaryota; Fungi; Ascomycota; Eurotiomycetes; Eurotiales; Aspergillaceae
Exons: 4
Coding region: 1-741 (246 amino acids)
Source: RefSeq, a predicted model, not a curated record